UGAGGAUGAUGCUGGGACUAGACUUGGUUUCAGUUCAUCACAGGAAUUUAACCCUGAACAACCUCAAUGUUCCGAAUGGAGAGCCGCUUUUUCAAAACAGAGUGAGUGUCCACUGGCUGGGGGACUUUGUGUUUGUGGAGAGCGGUCUGGGGGUCCGAGUGAAGUUUGAUCUGGGGAACACCGUGUACCUGACGGUGACCGCUGAACACCUGGCAGCAACCAGAGGGCUGUGUGGAGUCUACAACAACGACGCUGAUGAUGAUUUCACCACGAUGGGUGGAACUGUGUCCCAGUAUGCUGCCAGCUUUGGCAAUUCAUGGAAAGUACCGGACCAGCACAGCGAAGGCUGCAGUGAUGCCGCUGAGCUCGGCCACAGCUGCGAUGUCUCAGGAGACCCGGCCCUCCGUUGGCAGGCAGAAUCAGUGUGUCACCGACUCCUGGAAGCCCCUUUCACACACUGCUACCCCCGGGUAGACCCAGCAGCCUACAUAGACACCUGUCUUUACCUGUACUGCAGCCUGCCACCCAGAGAGAGGAAGGAAGCAGUGUGUGACACCUUGGCCAGCUACGCCCGAGAGUGUGCCCAGCAACACGUCAUCCUAACAUGGAGGACAGCCACCUUCUGUGGUCGUGUCUGUCCCAGAGGUCAGGUGUUUUCAGACUGUGUGUCCUCCUGUCCACCCAGCUGUUCAUCUCCACAACCCCCAGGGCCUGCUGCCGUCAUGGGCCAGUGCAGGGAGGAGUGUGUGGGGGGCUGUGAGUGUCCUCCAGGUCUCUACCUUCACCAGAGACUCUGUCUGAAAAGAGACGACUGUCCUUGUUUCCAUCGCAGACGCACCUACCAGCCAGAGGACAGGAUACAGCAGAGAUGCAACACUUGUGUGUGCAGAGCAGGCCAGUGGCAGUGUACUGGUGAGAAAUGUGCCGCCCAGUGCACCCUGAUGGGGGCUCUGCAGGUGACCACGUUUGACAGAAAGAGAUAUUCACUGCAGGGAGGAGACUGUUCCUUCACUGCUGUGGAGGACUUUGUUGACAGGAAGCUGGUGGUGAGUGUUCGCUGUGGGGAGUGUGCAGCAGCAGCAGGAGGAGGAGGAGGAGGAAGAGGAGGAGGACCGGGCUGUGUGAAGGAGAUAUCAGUCACGGCACUCCGUACCACAGUCACCAUCACAGACACCGGUGCAGUGACGCUGAAUAACCAGAGGGAGACGCUGCCUGUGGUGUCAGGGGACCUGGUUGUGCGUCGAGCCUCUUCUACAUUUCUCCUCAUCCAGACAUUUGGAGCCCAGAUUCUUUGGUAUCUAGAAGGACCGUUGGCCCUCAUAACGCUGCAGCCUGGCUUUGCGAACAAGGUGCGUGGUCUGUGUGGGACGCUGACGUGGAACCAGCAUGAUGACUUUACCACCCCAGAGGGAGAUGUGGAGAACAGUGUGUCAUCCUUUGCAAGGAAAUUCACAACAGAACGCUGCACUCUGCCUGGAGGUGCUCCCCCUGAACCCUGCUCCACCUACACCCAGAGGAGACACUAUGCAGAGACAGUGUGCACCAUCAUUCACAGCCCUGUGUUUCAGGGGUGUCAUGACGUGGUGGAGAGGGAGCCUUAUUUCCGUCUCUGCCUAUCAGAGGUUUGUGGCUGUGCUUCACAGACGAUCUGCCACUGCACCGUCCUCACUGCUUACGCCCGACACUGUGCUCAGGAAGGCGUCAAGGUCCACUGGCGCAACCACACCUUCUGCCCGGUCCAGUGUUUGGGGGGUCAAAUGUACCAGGAGUGUGGUCGGGUCUGUGGCGGCUCCUGCUCAGACCUGCGACAAGGCUGGACCUGCGAUGACAGCGGUGGUGGAAUCAGUCACAGAAUGUGUGUUCCAGGUUGCCAGUGCCCACUAGGACUGGUACAGGACCACCAGGGCCAGUGCGUGCCCAUCGCUUUGUGCCCCUGUGUGCAAGGAGACAAGAUGUAUUCACCUGGGACUGUAGUCCAAAACAGCUGCAACACCUGUGUGUGUGAACAGGGGCUCUUUAACUGCACUCAGGAGCACUGUGAAGAGGUGAACCGGUGUCCUGGAUCUCUGGUCUACUCUCCACGCUCCUGCCUGCUCACCUGCUCCAGCCUGGACCCUCCUGGCCAGCAGCAGGCCUCCAGCGUCCCACAAUCCAGCUGCAGGGAGCCACUGUCUGGCUGCGUCUGUCCUCAGGGAGCUGUCUUGCUAGGUGAUCGCUGUGUUCUGCCGGAUGAGUGCCCCUGUCAUCAUAAUGGUCGACUUUAUUAUAGUAAUGACACCAUCACUAAAGACUGUAACACAUGUGUGUGUAAAGAGCGUCGCUGGCACUGCAGCCAGUCUGUCUGUGUUGGUGUUUGUGUUGCAACCGGUGAUCCACACUAUGUGACGUUUGAUGGCCGCUGCUACUCCUUCUUGGGUGACUGCCAGUAUGUGCUGGCGAGGGAGACCAGUGGUUUAUUUAGCGUCACGGCAGAGAAUGUGCCAUGUGGGAGCACUGGGGUCACCUGCACAAAGUCAGUCACCCUCAGCCUGGGAAACACCGUCAUACACCUGCUGAGAGGUAAAGCUGUGACAGUGAAUGGGAUGCCAGUUACACUACCAAAGUCCUACAGUGGCAGUGGUCUGACGCUGGAAAAAGUAGGCCUGUUUGUAUCCCUGUCCUCCCGGCUUGGAGUCACUCUGCUGUGGGAUGGAGGUAUGCGAGUGUAUGUGCGUUUGGCGGCCCACCUGCGGGGUCGGGUUGGGGGUCUGUGCGGUAACUUUGAUGGGGACACAGAGAAUGACUUCACAACACGGCAAGGAAUCGUAGAGUCUACAGCUGAGCUGUUUGGAAACUCCUGGAAGGUCAGCCCCUCCUGCCCUGAUGUGGCCAACCAGGACCUUCGAGACCCCUGUGCUCUGAACCCCCACAGAGUGACAUGGGCCAGGAAAAGGUGUGCUGUUCUGACCCAGGAGGUCUUCUCCCUGUGCCACCCCGAGGUGCCCUUCCAGCAGUAUUAUGACUGGUGUGUCUUUGAUGCUUGUGGCUGUGACUCAGGUGGGGACUGUGAGUGUGUCUGUACAGCCAUUGCUGCCUAUACUGAGGAGUGCAACCGACGAGGCGUCUACAUCCGCUGGAGGUCCCAGGAGCUCUGCCCUCUGCAGUGUGAGAAUGGGCUGGUCUACGAUCCCUGUGGUCCUGCUUGUUCUCCUUCUUGUCCCAGUGUUCAGCAGAGUCCACAUUCCCAGUGUGGGGCUCUGUCCUGUGUGGAGGGCUGCUUCUGUCCUGCUGGCACUGUCCAACAUGGUGACAGGUGUGUAGCGCCCACCCAGUGUCCGUGUGAGUGGGAGGGCUCCAUGUUUCCACCUGGAACUACCAUCACUCAGCACUGCUUGAACUGCACCUGUGAGGAAGGUGUGUGGCAGUGUGAAGGUGUGGCUUGUCCUCCUCCCUCCCUUACCUGUCUGGAGUCAGAGUUUACCUGUGCUGGGGGGCGCUGCAUCCCCUCUCAGUGGGUUUGUGACAACGAGGAUGACUGUGGAGAUGGUUCAGAUGAGGCCUGUCCAUCCACCUACUGUGGAGUCGUGUGUGAUGAAGGGGAGUUCCUGUGUGCUGGAGGACGCUGUAUUCUCUACAUCCACCGCUGUGACGGUCAUGAUGACUGUGGGGACUUCAGUGAUGAGAGGGGGUGUGUGUGUGGACCAGGAGAGUUUCAAUGCCCAGGGGAUCUGUGUGUCCCUGCAGAUAGAGUGUGUGAUGGACACAGAGACUGUCCCUCUGGAAUAGAUGAGGCGGUCUGUCCAGUGACCUGCGGUCCAGACCAGUUUGCCUGCAGAGGUGGUACAUGUGUUCCCACAUCUAAGCUGUGUGAUGGAAUACCAGACUGUCCAGGCAGAGAGGAUGAGAACAAAACCAACUGCUACACUAGCAUAAUAACACCAUCACUCCCACCUGUCACCCCGUCGUUUGACUCGUCUUAAACAACAAAAUCUUCUCCAGCUUGUAGGUCCUAUGAGUUCAGCUGUGCCACAGGGGGGCAGUGUGUACCUCAGGCCUGGCGUUGUGAUGGUGAAACAGACUGUAUGGAUGGUAGUGAUGAGCAGCAGUGUGCAGCUCCAUGUGGCCCAGGCCAGGUCUCUUGCUCCAGUGGGGACCAGUGUGUGGACCACCAGCAUCUCUAUAAAACACCAGUGCCUCCUAGCAGUAGGAACGCCACUGUCACCUGCCCUGAAUUCACCUGUAUGGAUGGAACCUGUGUCCCCUUUAACAUGGUGUGUAAUGGUUUGGCAGACUGUCCAGACUCCUCACCACUUGGAGGCCCUACAGAUGAGCAGGGAUGUAGACCUUGGAGCACAUGGGGCCCCUGGAGCCCCUGUAGCACCACUUGUGGGACAGGGUCCAUGAACCGGAGGAGAUCCUGCCCUCCCGGGGAACCACUGCGCAACUGUCGGGGCCAGGAUGUCCAGAGGCAGCAGUGCUUCAACAUCACCUGCCCUGUGGAUGGUGAGUGGCUGCCAUGGGUGAGCUGGUCCAACUGUUCCAGUGGUUGUGGUGGAGUUCAGGUCAGACACAGAGACUGCAUCCCUCCUCGCCAUGGAGGCCGACACUGCUCCCAGCUCGCUGGACCAUCUAACCUUCCCAUGGAGAUCAAACCAUGUCCUGAUGAUGGAUGUGCCAACAGCAGCUGUCCCACUGGCCUGGUGAGACUCAGCUGUGCUCCCUGUCCACUGUCCUGUGCUCACAUCAGCAGUGGGACGACCUGUGAUCCCACGGCUCCCUGCUUCUCGGGCUGCUGGUGUCCAAAGGGUCAGGUGAUGAGCCAUACACAGCAGUGUGUUCCACCAGAGGAGUGUGCAUGUGAAGUGGCAGGUGUGCGCUACUGGCCGGGCCAGCAGAUAAAAGUGGACUGUGAGAUUUGUGUUUGUGAGAGAGGACAACCUCAGAGAUGUCAGCCCAACCCAGAUUGCUCAGUGCACUGUGGCUGGUCUUCAUGGACGGAGUGGGGAGAGUGUUUAGGGCCCUGUGGUGUCCAGAGCGUCCAGUGGUCGUUCCGCAGCCCCAAUAACCCCACCAAGCUCGGAGAUGGGAGAACAUGCAGGGGAAUUUAUAGGAAAGCCCGCCGGUGUCAGACUCAUCCCUGUGAUGAGUGUGAGUAUCAGGGUCAGUCCCAUACGGUGGAAGAUCGAUGGAGGUCAGACCACUGUCAGUUAUGCCACUGUCUUCCCAGCCUGACGGUGCAGUGCUCCCCCUACUGUCCAUAUGCUGCCACCGGAUGUCCUCAGGGACUGACUCUGGUGCUUGGAGAGGGAGACAGGUGUUGUUACUGCCAAGGAGAAAAUGGCACCAUACUAGUGACAAUCAGCCCUGACACUGUUACCUCUCAGCCAGCAGAGGGGGCUACACCCCUGGUCCCCACUUAUCCACUUCCUCCUGGAGAUGAGUGCUGGACUCCUCUGGGUGUCCAGUCUCUGCCAGCCUCCUGCUUCAGUGCUUCAUCCCAGCAGGCCAGUCACCCUCCUGAUGCAGCUCGUCUGCACGGUCCAGAACCAGAGGAAUAUAAGGACCUCCCCCAGCGGAGACCAGAGGGACGCAGUAGCAACACACAAAGCCCCUACCUCCAGAUAAACCUGCUGCAGCUGUACAACAUCACUGGUGUGUUGACACAGGGUGGUGGUGUGUUUGGCACAUUUGUGUCCAGCUUCUACCUCCAGUUCAGCCUGAAUGGACAACAGUGGUACACCUACAAAGAGCUGGUCACUGACGCUCGACCCAGAGCAAAGGUUUUUCUUGGGAAUCAUGACGAUCGAGGGGUAUCGGAGUGCAGGCUGGACAGGAUGGUGAUGGCUCAGUUUGUUCGUCUGCUGCCCCAUGACUUUGAGAACGGCAUCUACCUUCGACUGGAGAUCAUGGGCUGUGGUGAUGGUUAUCACUGGUUAACGUCCCCCACCCCUCCCUCACCGAUCUCACCAGGAGGUGGCUGUAGAGAGAAAGAGUUCCAGUGUGGAAAUGGUCGCUGUGUGCCGGCAGGCCCACUGGGGGUGGUGUGUGAUGGAGUCAAUGACUGUGGGGACAGAUCUGAUGAGAUGUUCUGUGGCACUGAGCCCUCCCCUACAGCCACAAGUCCACGAAGCUGCCCUGCUGGUAAGUUCUCCUGCCCUCCACCAGGGGGCUGCAUUCAGGCUGUGCAGCGUUGUGAUGGAGUUCCACAUUGCCCCAGAGGAGAGGAUGAAGAUGGAUGCCACCCCUACGACAACAUGACCACUCAGUCAGACAGGCCGUACACAACCAGUCCUGCUCCGCUGAGGACUCCAUCUAUGGCGGCUGUCACUCAUCCUGCAGUAAAACCAACUGAUGGAGGUCCAGGAUAUCACGGCAUCUGUUCCUCUCCUCUUGGACUGGAGGAUGGGAGGAUCCGUUAUGGUCAGCUGUCCUCAUCCUCAGACCGUGAGAACAACCCUGCUGAUGCUGGACGACUGAACAUUAUUCCUAAUGUUCAGGUUAUGGAGCCUGGUUGGAGCCCUUUGCCUACAGAUCCCCGGCCAUAUUUUCAGGUGGAUUUCCUCGAACCCACAUGGAUAUCAGGGGUUGUGACACAGGGCAGUGAACGCAUGUGGGGCUACCUCACUAAAUACCGCCUGGCAUUUGCCCUGCAUAGCAGCCUCUUUACAGAGUACACUGAGAAUGGGGAGCCUGGUGGACCUGCCAAGAUCUUUGAGGUGCGGAUGGUGGGCAGGACCCCUGUGACCCGCUGGCUGGGUCGGCUUGUUAGAGCUCGCUACAUGCGCAUCAUUCCCACGGAGUUCAGACACAUCUUCUACCUGCGUGUGGAGAUCCUUGGCUGCAGAGGUGAUGAGCUGGUGACCCCCAGCAGUGUGACCAGGUCUCCCUCUGGUGGUGGAAAAGUGACAGUGCAGCGCUGUAAGCCAGGCCAGUUUUCAUGCCACCACAGUGGAGAGUGCGUCUCUGUAUCUGUGCUCUGUGACAGUCGACCGGACUGCAGGGACCAUUCUGAUGAGAUCAGCUGUGGCACAACUCCAACCAGAGGCCUUCCAGGGCUGCAGAACCAGACCAGCCCCACUGGGAGACCGGGUUUCCAUGGUGCCAGUACGACAGGUACCCCAGGUCUCCACACCACAAGGUCUCCAGGUGGACUUCCAGGUGUGGCAACAUCAGGGGUCACAACCCCAAGUACUCGGGUCACUACAGGUCACCCUGGACUGCAUCUGACCACAUCGGUCCGCCCUGGUAGACCUGGUCUUCAGACCACAAAGGCUCCAUCCAUCACCACCAGCCCCCAUGACGGCGGCCUCCCCAGAGUGCUUUGCGUGGAGAGCCAGUUCCAGUGCUGGUCAUCUGGCUGUGUGGACUCAGCACAAGUGUGUGAUGGCAGACCGGACUGUUUGGACGGAUCAGAUGAAGAACGCUGUGGCACCACAGUAAGGCCAACAGUAACUCCUCAGCGCCCCCUGGUCCCCAGCCGCUGCUCUCCCAAGCAGUUUACUUGUGACAGCGGGGACUGUAUUCACCUGGACCGCAGGUGUGACCUGCAGAAAGACUGUGUGGAUGGAUCAGAUGAAAGAGACUGUGUGGACUGCAUCAUGUCCCCAUGGACAGCAUGGAGUGCCUGCAGUGUGUCAUGUGGUCUCGGCUCCUUGUUCCGGCAGAGGGACAUAAUAAGGGAGGCUCUGCCUGAAGGAGCCUGUGGUGGAGCUCAGUUUGACAGUCGAGCCUGCUUUGAUAAAGCGUGUCCAGUUCAUGGUCUCUGGUCAGAGUGGACAGAGUGGUCAAAGUGUGAUGCUCAGUGUGGAGGAGGAGUCAGGCAGAGGAACCGAACCUGCUCUGCUCCUCCUCCUAAGAACAAUGGACGGGACUGUGAGGGUUUGACCCGACAGAGCCAGAGCUGCAACAACCAGCCCUGCACCAAAGAGACCGGAACACAGACAGGUUGUGUGAAUGGCAUGGUGCUGGUGACAGAGGAAGACUGUCAAGCUGGAAGAGUUGAUCCCUGCCCUCCUACCUGCUCACAUCUCAGCUGGGCCAACAACUGCACUGCAGCAUGCAUACAGGGGUGUCGCUGUCCCUACGGGCUCUACCUGCAGGAGGGGCGGUGUGUUAAUUCCAGCCAUUGUGUCUGUAACUUGGAUGGCCAAAUUCUGCAGCCAGGACAGGUGAUCAGCAGGGACCGGUGUACCACCUGUAUGUGCAGAGAUGGGCAGGUCACCUGUAACACAUCCAGCUGUGUGGCCAGCUGUCAUUGGUCAGUCUGGUCGUCAUGGUCACCAUGUGAUGUAACCUGUGGUCUGGGGCUACAGCAACGCUACAGAUCUCCAGUGAAUCCUGCAGAAGCAGUGAGAGUCCAGCCUUGUCCAGGAGACUCCUCUGAGGCCCGGCAAUGCUCCAGUCCAUGCGUCCCUGUGUUGCCAGACGGUGUCUGGAGUAAAUGGACCUCCUGGUCAGAGUGCAGUAAGACGUGUUUCAACCACGUAGAUGAUGUAGGAAGUAAACAACGAUUCCGCACCUGCAACCACACACUCCCACUGUCCAACCACAGUCAUGCACAGUCCCUCUGUGAUGGAGAUGGUGACGAACAAGAGCCCUGCAACACUGUUUACUGUCCAGUGCACGGUGGUUGGUCAGCCUGGUCUCUGUGGACUGAGUGUUCAUCCCAGUGUGACUCUGGUGUCCAGACCAGAGAGAGAUUCUGCAGUUCACCAGCACCACAGCAUGGGGGCAAUAGCUGCACUGGGCCUCAUAUCCAGACAAGAGACUGCAACUCCCAUCCCUGUUCAGGUGUGUGUCCAGAGGGCAUGAUGUACCUGGCAGCUGCUGAGUGCGAGGCUCAGGGAGGUGCGUGUCCACGGGUGUGUUUGGACAUGACCUCUGCAGAGGUUCAGUGUGCCACUGCCUGCUAUGACGGCUGCUACUGUGCCCUGGGCUUCUACCUGCUCAACGGCAGCUGUGUGCCUCUGGAACAGUGCCCAUGUUACCACCAGGGGGCGACGUACCCAGCUGGAGCCACCCUGCUUGUUGAUGCCUGUAAUAACUGCACCUGCACUAAUGGAGGGUUGGAGUGUGGGACAUCUCCCUGCCCUGUGGAUUGUGGCUGGAGCAGCUGGACUCAGUGGAGCGCCUGCAGCCGAACGUGUGAUGUUGGUGUGAGAAGAAGGUAUCGUUCAGGAACCAAUCCUCCUCCUGCAUUCGAUGGUCAUCCCUGCAAAGGAGACAGGGUUGAAAUUGACACCUGCAGCAUUGAGCCCUGCAUUGCUGUAAAGGAGCCGUGGAGUGCGUGGUCAGAGUGCUCAGUCACAUGUGGAGGAGGAUACAGGACCAGAACCCGUGGGCCAAUCCGGAUCCACGGCACCGCUCAGCAGUUCAGCACCUGUAACCUGCAGCCCUGUGGUAAAGGAGAAGAGUGUCCUCCAGGUCAGCAGUGGAAUCAGUGUGUGACCGGAGCAGUGUCCUGUUCAGACCUCACCAUGGACCUCAGCAGGAACUGCACACCAGGAUGCCAGUGUCCACAUGGGACUGUCCAGCAGGAUGGUCGUUGUGUUCAGGAGUCUGACUGUCGCUGUGACGUUGAUGGAGAGAAGCACAGACCCGGAGACUCUGUCCAUAUAGACUGCAACAACUGUACAUGUGAAGGAGGAAGACUGGUAAACUGCUCUCAAGUCAACUGCAACGCUGACGGCCAGUGGUCUCUAUGGACUCCAUGGGGUCAGUGCUCGCUGACAUGUGGACUGGGUCUCCAGUCUCGGUACCGAUUUUGUUCCAGCCCUCAGCGUGUUGGCAGUGGACCCCCAUGUCUAGGCCCUCACCGUCAGGACCAAGUCUGCAUCACUGCCCCAUGUGACCGUGAUGGUGGCUGGGGUCAGUGGAGUUCUUGGACAGCGUGCUCCAAGUCCUGUGGUGGAGGGGUGCAGAGCCGGAGGAGAGCAUGUGACAGCCCCGGUCCAGAGGGGGAGGGGGACUACUGUGAGGGUCUGGGAACUGAAGUCAAAGCCUGCAACACUGACCACUGUCCAGUGGCACCGUGCUCCCAGGUCCCAGGCACCGUGUUCAGCAGCUGUGGACCCUCCUGCCCACGCUCCUGUGAUGACCUGGCACACUGUGAGUGGCGUUGUGAGCCCGGAUGCUACUGUACAGAGGCCAGAGUUCUGUCUGCUAACGGGACAGUCUGUGUAGAGAGGGUAGACUGUCCCUGCUUGGACCUGAACACAGGACAGAGACUUGAACCAGGAGAGACCACAGAGGCCCCUGAUGGAUGCAACAACUGCACUUGUGAGGGUGGGAGGCUCAACUGCACCAGAGACCCCUGCCCAGUGCCAGGCGGCUGGUGUGAGUGGUCAGAAUGGACUCCCUGCUCCAGGACCUGUGGGGCAGAGUCGAUGUCCCGCUAUCGGAGCUGUGGCUGUCCUGAGCCCAGGGCUGGAGGGGAGCUCUGCCCCGGGGAACAGGAAAUACACAACAGGAUUGGAGUUCAGCUCCAGAGACAGCCCUGCCCUGUGAUGACCUUCUGUCCAGUUCAUGGUUCAUGGAGUUCAUGGUCAGCAUGGUUGGAAUGUGAUGGGUGUGCCGGCUCGUCCACUCGUACCAGGGAGUGCAACAGUCCUCCCGCCAGGUUUGGUGGUCUGCCCUGUCUGGGGGAGGGCAGGCAGAGCCGCGGUUGCCAUGACAACAUCACUGUCUGCUCAGACUGUGGUGGAGGCCAGGAGGAAUGGACCUGUGGGAAGCCCUGUCCUCGCUCCUGUUCGGAUCUCCAUGGUGACACGGAGUGCUUGGACUCCCCUGGGUGCAGCUGGACCUGUGGUUGUCCAGGUGACAAGGUGCUGCAGGACGGAGUGUGUGUGGACAGGGAGGAGUGUCGCUGCAGAUACCACAACAGCUCUGCUACUGAUGGUCUGGAGUCCAGUAAUACAUCAUGGGUUUGGCCUGGUGGAUCUGAUUGGCAGUUUGCAAAUCCAGGAGACAACAUAAUCAGUGACUGCAAAAACUGUUCAUGUGAAGCUGGGGUUCUGCGGUGUCUGUCUUUCCCUGGUUGCCACGUUGAUGGUGGCUGGAGUCAAUGGGGAGCCUGGACUGAGUGCUCAGUUCCCUGUGGUGGAGGAGUGAAGUUCAGGAGACGUCUGUGUGAUAAUCCUGCCCCUCAGAGUGGCGGUAGAGGAUGCCUGGGUGUCGCUGAGCAGCAGAAACACUGCAACAUAAAGCUGUGCACAGACUCUGAGGGCCCGUGGCUGGCCUGGUCCCAGUGGUCCGGGUGUUCGGUCAGCUGUGGUGGAGGCCAGCAGUCACGCUCUCGCUUCUGCAGCUCUCCACCUUGCAGUGGCUUCAGUCAGCAGAGCAAAACAUGCAACACCCACGUCUGCCUCGAUGUCGGCUGCCCUCCCGGCAGGCUGUACAGAGAGUGUGAACGAGGUGAAGGCUGUCCCUUCAGCUGUGCUCAGGUCAGCGGUAGAGACGGCUGCUACACUGAUGGCUGUGAAGAAGGCUGCCACUGUCCCCCACAGACCUACCAACAUCACGGAGUCUGCGUGCUGGAGUGUCCAUGUUUUGUGGAUGAAGAGCUUCUGACUUCUCUGCAGAGUGUCUCUGUCACACCAGUCUCAUCUUUAUUUUUUCAUAACAUCUCAGAAGGGACGGAGCUCCAGUCUGGAGAUACGUUUGUCCAUGACUGCAGCACCUGUACCUGUGAGCAUGGCAGGUGGAACUGUUCCUUGGAUCACUGCCCAGUCGAUGGUGGUUUGUCAGCUUGGAGUUCUUGGAGCCCCUGCUCGCUGUCCUGUGGUGGUCUUGGACUGAAGACUCGCUCUAGAGGCUGCACAAACCCUACCCCAGCACAUGGAGGGAGAGACUGCCAGGGGCCACGGCAGGAAACCACCUACUGCCAGGCCCCUGACUGUCCAGCAGUUGUAGUUGUUCCAACAGAAGAACCAACAUUACCAGAUGAGGAUUCUGGCUUCUCUCUUUGGUCAUUAUGGAGUCCCUGCACUAAGACCUGCACUGAUACUCUCAACCCAGCCAUGAAGUCCCGUCAUCGCCGAUGUAUCUCACCUCCCUGCUCUGGAAGCUCUCACCAGGAGAAGGCUUGCAACUUGCCCCAAUGUUCAGGCGAGGUAUGUUUAGGAGACAACUGUGCACGGAGGAACUGCUCGUGGACAGAGUGGGGGGUGUGGGGCUCCUGUUCGCGGUCCUGUGGAGUGGGGCAGCAGCAGAGGAUCAGAACCUUCCUCAUUCCCGGCACUAACGGCUCAUGGUGUGAGGACAUCCUUGGAGGGAACCUGGAGCAUCGCUUCUGUAACAUCCGGCCCUGCAGAGUGGAUGGAGGCUGGUCCCACUGGAGUCCCUGGUCUCGCUGUGAUAAGCGCUGUGGUGGUGGACGCUCCAUACGCACUCGCUCCUGCUCCAGCCCUCCAUCGAAGAAUGGUGGGAAGAAGUGUGAAGGAGAGAAGAACCAGGUCAAACCCUGCAACACCAAACCUUGUGAUGAAAAAGGGUGCCCAAUGGGCCAGGAGUUCGUGUUGUGUGCCAACCAGUGUCCACAGCGCUGCUCUGACCUCCAGCAGGGAAUAGAGUGCCAGGGCAACAACAAAUGUCAGCCUGGCUGUCGCUGCCCUGAAGGUGAGCUGCAGCAGGACGGGGUAUGUGUGCAGCUGUGGCAGUGUGAUUGUGUGGACUCACUGGGGCAGGUCUGGGCGGCCGGCAGCUGGCAUCAGGUGGACUGUAACAACUGUAGCUGCACUGAUGGACAGCUCCUCUGCACCAAUCACAGCUGCCAGCCUACCUGUGUCUGGAGCUCCUGGUCCAGCUGGGCACCAUGCAGCAUUUCCUGUGGGGAGGGCCAGAGAACCAGAUACAGGUCUCUGAUCCCAGAAACUGAAGGACUAGACUGUCACUUUGAGGAAGUCCAGCACAAACCCUGUAAGCCAGGACCCUGUCCACCUCUCUGUCUCCUGGACAACCAGGAUCUGAGUGUGGGAGACACCUGGCUUCAGGGAGAGUGUGAACAAUGCACGUGCACCCCAGAAGGAGUUUACUGCCAAGACAUCGACUGCAGAGUGGAUGGUGGGUGGACCCCCUGGUCCGUGUGGUCUGACUGCUCAGUGACCUGUGGACGGGGCUCACAUGUUCGGACUCGAGCCUGUAUUAAUCCUCCACCACGGAACAACGGCUCUCACUGCAGCGGGCCAGAAAGAGAAACCCAGACCUGCUGGACCUCUCCCUGCCUCGAUGACCUCUGUCCCUGGUCGCCAUGGUCACCAUGCUCCCGGAGCUGUGGGGCGGGGUCUAUGUUUCGACGCAGGGUGUGUGUGUGUGAGGAGGGAGGAGAUGCAGCAUGUUCCUCUGAGAUCGAGGCUCAGAGGAACCGUGAGGAGACCCAGCUAUGCUACAAGCAGCCCUGUCCAGGCUGUCCCAUGUCAGCUUGGAGUGUUUGGUCUUGGUGCUCCUGUGAGUCUCAGAGGCAGCAGCGCUACCGUGUAGCUCUGUCCUCUGCCACCAGGGGGCAACAGUGCACUCCUGUAGAAACACAGAGCAGGACGUGCACGCUCAGUCAGUGUGACGCAUGUGAAGCCCCGUUUGUGUACUUGGCAUGUGGUGCCCCCUGUGAGAAGCAGUGUUCCCUGUGGCGCCAUGAAGAUUUGUGUUCAGGGGUCCAGGAGUGCAUGCCUGGAUGUUACUGCCCACAGGGCCUGCUGCAGCAGAACGGUAGUUGUGUUCCUUCAGAGGAAUGUGGCUGCAUCCACCCACAGCACCAGGUUUCAGGACAACCACCCACUCCUGUCACCAUCCUCCAGGGCUCCACCGUCACCAUCGGCUGUAAUACCUGCGUUUGCCAUGAUGGAACUCUGCAGUGUGACAUGAAAGAGUGUAAAGUCAUCCUCAGCGAGUGGUCAGAGUGGACUCCCUGUUCUCCCUGUGUACCCUCUUCCUCUCUGCAGCACAACUCCUCAGCAGCAGGGUUUCUCCAUGACACUAACAUGGUCUCAAUCCAGAGGCGCUUCCGGGCCUGUUUGGACCUGGAUUCUGGUCUUCCCAUCACUAGAGAGGAAGAGAGCCAGUGUCCAGGACUGCUGGUGGAGGAGAGGCUCUGUCCAGAUGCUAACAUUUGCAGAGAUCUCUGUCACUGGAGUGUGUGGAGCAGCUGGACGGUGUGUGCAGAGCCGUGCAGUGGUGGAGUCAGGCAGCGCUUCAGACAGCCUCUGGCUUCUCCUGUAGGACCCCGCUGUCGCAGCCAACAGACACAAAGCCAGAGCUGCAACACAGGACUCUGUCCAGGUGAGCGCUGUGAGGAUAGGGGGCGGAGCUACCAGGAGAGCUGUGCCAAUCAGUGUCCUCGCAGCUGUGCUGACUUAUGGGAGCAUGUUCAGUGCCUCCAAGGAUCCUGCCACCCAGGUUGUCGGUGUCCAGAAGGCCAGCUGUUGCAGGACAGUCGCUGUGUGCCGGUAGCAGAGUGUCGCUGUGGUAUCCCAUCAGGCAAUGGGACCCUGGAGUUCAUACCUGAAGAGGAGCUCACAAUGGACUGUAACACCUGUGUGUGUGAGAACGGCUCUCUGGUGUGCACCAAACUUCCCUGUCCAGUUUAUGAGCCUUGGAGCCCGUGGAACUCCUGCUCAGCUUCAUGUGGACCUGGCCAGAAAACAAGGACACGCCACUGCCAGGACACAGAGGGCGGUCCUUCCUGUGCUGAAACCACACAGACAGAAAGCUGUGAUCUGCCAUCAUGUCCAGUGGGCUGUUUGCUGAGUGAGUGGUCAGCUUGGAGUGAGUGCAGUGCCUCCUGUGGUGGCGGCUCGUCGAUACGGAACAAGACGGUCCUUCAGGAGCCGGAACCUGGUGGCACGGCCUGUGUUGGACCACUGGAGCAGCACACUGUCUGUAACACCAACAGCUGCCUGCCUGAGUGUCCCAGCAGGCAGGUGUUCAGUGACUGCUCAGCUUCCUGUCCGUAUACCUGUCAGGACCUGUGGCUUCACACUCAGUGUCUGCCUGGACCCUGUACACCUGGGUGCACGUGCCCUUCAGGACAGUUGUUGUAUAGAGGCUCCUGUGUGCUUCAUGUUGACUGUCCCUGCUCACCGCUCUCUCUGCCGCCUGAUUACCAAAGCUGGAACGUCAGCGCUGAGGAUUUCACAGAAGCCCUGCUGCCACCUGGAACUGCCAUUCAGCACCUCUGCAACACAUGUGUGUGCCGAGGUGGAGUGUUCAGCUGUACCUCAGAGCUCUGUGAUGUGGACUGCCAGUGGUCCAGCUGGUCCCCGUGGAGUCCGUGCUCAGCUUCCUGUGGUACUGGACACCAGACCUCCACCAGAUUCAUCCUGCAGCCCAGCCAGUAUGGAGGAGCUGCAUGUGAAGGUCCGAACCACCAAACCACAACCUGCACUGCUCUGGACUGUGAGUGUCCUGAUGGGGAGCAGUGGAGGAGGAGCUCAUCGGAGGAGGGGGCCCCACUUUGUGAGAGGAGCUGCCAGGACAUUUACUCCUCCUCUCCUGUCAACUGCAGCCGGUCCAGCGAGGGCUGUGUGUGUCAGGAGGGGCUUUACCGAAACCUGGACGGAGUGUGUGUCAUCCCCGCCUUCUGCCCCUGCCGUGACCAGGGCGUCCUGCAGGAGGCAGGAUCGGAGUGGGAGGAGGGCUGUCUGUCCUGUACCUGUGUGAACGGAAGGAAACAGUGCCAGCUGAGGUGUCCUCCACUGUCCUGUGAUGAGGGGGAGGUCAAAGUAGAGGAAUCAGGCAGCUGCUGUCCAGUCUGUAGAAAGCAAUUUCCAGGUGAACCGGAGCCAGAGUGUCAUCGCCAUGUGCAGCUUCGCAACAUCACCAAAGGAGACUGUUGGCUGGACAACGUGGAGGUCAGCUUCUGCAGGGGGCGAUGUCUGUCCAGGACCGAUGUCAUCCUGGAGGAGCCCUACCUUCAGUCAAUGUGUGAGUGCUGCAGCUACCGUCUGGACCCAGACAACCCGGUCCGGUUCCUCAGCCUGCAGUGUGAGAGUGGAGACAGUGAGCCGGUCGUCCUUCCAGUCAUCCACAGCUGCGAGUGCACCAGCUGUCAGGGAGGCGACCUGUCCGGACGCUGAGCGACUGUUCAGUGUGUCUGUAAAUGCAUGAACCUCAACCCAACAAGAUGACCACGCUGACACCCAGCUGGGUAAUAGAUGGAUGAUUAUGGGAUGGACAGAUGCAGAUGAAGUCCUGAUGAAGGUCUCUGCUGAUGGAUCUGUAGCCUGUCAUCAUCAUAUGACUGAAUGAACUACUGCUGAUAGUAGAGUUCUUGUUCUGAAACCUGUACAGUCUUUUUCUACUGUGUAUUUAUAGAUUAAAGGACCUAUGAUACAAUCUAAGUAAGACCUAUUAUGCAUUUAAAGAUGUUUCAUAUGUAUGUUUAAAAUGCCUGCGUUAAAUUGGUGUUAACAGUAACUCCUUUGACAUAUCUGCAUGUUUACGGUACAGUUCCAGUGGACUGGUCAAUAAAUAUUUUCUA
Amphiprion ocellaris (clown anemonefish) is the source of this 16450-nucleotide messenger RNA. It is a transcript of the gene sspo, whose product is annotated as SCO-spondin. Gene Ontology annotation, molecular function: protein binding. Gene Ontology annotation, cellular component: extracellular matrix. The transcript has 110 exons. The record is from RefSeq and is a predicted model, not a curated record. Lineage: Eukaryota; Metazoa; Chordata; Actinopteri; Pomacentridae.